Impatiens glandulifera is the source of this 738-nucleotide messenger RNA. RefSeq lists its product as uncharacterized. NCBI's taxonomy places the organism in Eukaryota, Viridiplantae, Streptophyta, Magnoliopsida, Ericales, Balsaminaceae. The transcript has a single exon. The record is from RefSeq and is a predicted model, not a curated record. Bases 1 to 738 code for a protein of 245 amino acids.
AUGGGGAAAGCUGCCAAGGCCCAGUCUUCAUCAUCUUCUGCAGCAACAGAGCAAGAUCAGAAUACACUUUUGACAGGAUUAAUUGAGACCUUGAAGGAGCAGAAUCGUCUUCAAGGGGAGCAAAUGAGGGCAAUAUUUCAGAAUAAUAAUCAUAGUAGUACUCACAACAACCAGGAGGGAGGGCAAGCCCCUGCGUACAAGCAGUUCAUGACCUUUAAGCCAGCUGAGUUCAAGGGCAGUUCAGAUCCUAUUGUUUCUGAAGAGUGGGUACAGGCUAUGGAAACUAUCUUCGAGUUAAUGCAGAUUUCAGAGGUGGAAAGGGUCAGGUGUACCACGUUUAUGCUGAGGGAUGACGCUAGAAUUUGGUGGCAGGGUGCUAAGGCAGCGCUUGAUCUUAACAACAUCUCAUGGGAGGAAUUUAAAGAGGUUUUCUAUGGCAAGUAUUUUACUUUGAGCACAAGAAACAAGCUAGCGCAGGAAUUUUUGGAAAUUAAGCAAGGGGAUUCUAGUAUUGCAGAUUAUGUGAAGAGGUUUGAAAGAGGUAAGUACUUUGCUCCAAUGGUGACCGGCAACGCUUCUAUGGAGCUUAAUCGCUUUCUUGAGGGCCUCAAUGCUACGAUCCGUAUGAAUGUGAGGUUUAGUAAUCCUUCCUCUAUACGAGAAACAAUUGAUCGAGCUCUAAUGGUGGAGAAGGACAGACAAAGGUGCCAGCGGAGUCCUAAAAGUAACAUCCGCUGA